CUCUUCCCGUGGUGGGGUGGGGCCUCGUCCCUCCUGCCGCUCUGAGCGGCUUCCGCGCAGCCCAAUCAGCACUUGCGACGGCGCGGGUUGUAGCCACUGAGAGGCGCCAGGGGGCGGGCCUCCGCCGGCAGCCGGGUAGGUAGCGGUAGUGGCGGUUGCCUGAGAGAGGCCGGGAGCGGCGGCGGCCGCCGAGGGAGGGCGCGAGCCCCGUUUAAAGGGCCAGCUGGCUCGCGCGAAAGUUGUGAGGAGUUUAGCGGUUAUCGGCCGGGUGGUGCCCAGCGGCUGGGCCGGGAGCCCUCUUCCGGACGGCGGGGCCGGGGGGCCAGCAGCGGCAUGGAGCAGGCAGCGCCCAAGAGCAAACUGAAAAAGCUAAGUGAAGAUAGUUUAACUAAGCAGCCUGAAGAAGUCUUUGAUGUUCUGGAGAAACUUGGUGAAGGGUCUUACGGUAGCGUCUUUAAAGCAAUACACAAAGAGUCUGGACAAGUUGUAGCAAUUAAACAGGUCCCCGUGGAGUCAGAUCUCCAAGAGAUAAUUAAAGAAAUCUCUAUAAUGCAACAAUGUGACAGUCCCUAUGUUGUCAAGUACUAUGGCAGCUAUUUUAAGAACACAGAUCUAUGGAUUGUUAUGGAAUAUUGUGGAGCUGGCUCUGUUUCGGACAUAAUUAGACUUCGUAAUAAAACGCUAACAGAAGAUGAAAUUGCAACUAUUCUGAAAUCUACUCUUAAAGGACUUGAAUACUUGCACUUUAUGAGAAAAAUACAUAGAGAUAUAAAGGCUGGAAACAUCCUUCUUAACACCGAGGGACAUGCAAAAUUAGCUGAUUUUGGUGUGGCUGGCCAGUUAACAGAUACAAUGGCAAAACGUAAUACUGUUAUAGGAACUCCAUUUUGGAUGGCUCCUGAAGUAAUACAAGAGAUUGGCUAUAACUGCGUGGCAGACAUCUGGUCCCUUGGUAUCACUUCAAUAGAAAUGGCUGAAGGAAAGCCUCCGUAUGCUGAUAUUCAUCCAAUGAGGGCUAUUUUUAUGAUUCCUACAAAUCCCCCUCCAACCUUCCGGAAGCCAGAGCUCUGGUCUGAUGAAUUCACAGAUUUUGUGAAGAAAUGCUUAGUGAAAAAUCCUGAACAAAGAGCUACAGCAACACAGCUGCUACAGCAUACAUUUAUUAAGAAUGCCAAGCCAGUUUCAAUUUUAAGGGACCUAAUCACUGAAGCUAUGGAGAUAAAGGCCAAGCGACAUGAGGAACAGCAGAGAGAGCUAGAAGAAGAGGAAGAAAAUUCGGAUGAAGAUGAGCUGGACUCUCACACCAUGGUGAAGACUAGUUCAGAAAGUGCUGGUACCAUGAGGGCCACAAGCACGAUGAGUGAAGGCGCUCAGACAAUGAUUGAACAUAACAGUACUAUGUUAGAAUCAGACUUGGGGACCAUGGUAAUAAAUAGCGAUGAUGAUGAAGAGGAAGAUGGGACCAUGAAAAGAAAUGCUACUUCACCGCAAGUUCAAAGACCUUCUUUCAUGGACUACUUUGAUAAACAAGAUUCCAAGAAUAAAAGCCCUGAAAACUGUAAUCAGAACAUGCAUGAACCUUACCACAUAUCCAAAAACGUUUUCCCUGAUAACUGGAAAGUCCCUCAAGAUGGAGACUUUGAUUUCUUAAAGAAUCUGAGUUUAGAAGAAUUACAGAUGCGAUUAAAGGCUUUGGACCCUAUGAUGGAACGAGAAAUUGAAGAGCUUCGUCAGAGGUACACUGCAAAGAGGCAACCUAUCCUAGACGCGAUGGAUGCAAAAAAACGGAGGCAACAAAAUUUCUGAGUGUGUUUUACUUUCAGAGAUAAUACUAUGAGUCAGUGUGGACACUGGUAACUUUGUAAGUCUGAAGGAAUUCAAUUAUGAGAGUUUUCAAAAACCCAAUAUUUGAAUUUUCCUUCACAAGCAAUGACAAUUGGAGUAGUGCAAGAACAUACAUAUGGUGUUCUGCAAAGGCAACGAAACACAUUACCACUUGUUUAUAUUUUCAAAUGUUUAAUGUAAUAGAAGUUUAAUCUCUUACUUCCCAAUCUUUUUCAGGUGUAUAGUGGUAACUUGGUGUUGUACAUUAGGACUUGUGUUUUGGAGCACCUGGAACGAUUUCUUGAUUGUGCAGCACUACAGAGCCUUAUGUCGCAAUAUAUUUUCCUCCCACUUAGUAGCAUAUUUAUUAUGUAAUCUCUGGUUAUCCUAUUUAUUUUAUGCCAGUUUUCUUUUUUAUUAGGAAGUAUUAGGAUAAUAUAGUGGAGAGCAGAGCCAGAUUAGAUAAAGUUGGUAUUGUAGUAUAAUGAAAAGAAGCUCACCACUGUAUUAUGUUUUAAAACUCCAAUUUCAGCAAGCGUCCCAAUUCAGGACAGCACUUGAACAUGUUUCCAGCACAUCCAUAUCAGUAGGAUUUAAGCAUAAAAUAAGUAAUAGGCACAUGUUUUUCUGCUCUCCUGAAUCAGAGACUGUGGCUGUAGUUGAGCAAUACAGUUGUUACACUACAGAGCAUUCUUUUAGAGAGUAUUUCUGUCAUUUUUACGCACACUGAAUGGUCUCAUUAAACAAGAAGACAAGUGCCUAAUCAGUUUUGAUUUUUCUGUUAUUCAGGAGAAGCAAUACUUGCAGCCACUCCUUCAGUGUAAAUUUCCAAUUGCUAUUGCAAUUCUGACCAGUAUAAACCUCUAUUUUGCACCGUAGUUUUAUAAUGAAGUAACAGCUACACUUUCUUGGAUAUGUCUUUUGGUUCAUUUAGGUUUUUUAUCACUGUUUUGAGGGGAGAGGGGAGUUAUUAGCGGUUUGGGUUUGGUUUGGUUUCACAUUAUAGAUACAAAGGGAUAGUAAUUUAAAAGCCAAAGAAAAUAAAUUGAAUACUUAUAUAUAAGUACUGAAAAGCAGCAACAUUUUGCAGCCCUCUGAGGGUUUUGUCCUGCAAUCACUAAACAUUCAAAAUUCCUGCAGUCUUCUGUGGUAGAUUUGGGGGAAUCAGAAAUGCAGGACCAAGCUGUUAAUAUCUUUUUACAAGUUCUUCUGUCUGGUUUAUAUUGUGGGAUAUCUAGUAGGUAGAAUUUACAACAUUGCAAGAAAUAUUUCAGACUUAGCAGAAAAUGUGAUCCACUUUCUAAACAAUCUACUGUGUUCUCUAUUGAUAUCUUUACUAUCGUUGCCUUUUGUGUAAAUAACUUUACUGUGAUAGUCAUACUUCUUUAAACAAUACAGCUGAAAAGAUCUUUACAUUCAACCUUCAGCUGUUAAACUUUUAAUGGUGACUACUGUAUGGGCAUCUUCUGUUAAAUGUUUUGUCGAAGUUAGUAAUCAUCUCAUACCUCUUAACAUUUACCGUCAUCAUACGUGGACCAUUUAGAUGGAACAGUGCAGAUUUUGGAAAUGGUGCAUUAUAACAUAAAGCUUAUGCAAAAGAAAAACAAAAGUUUUUAUAGGAUCAGCAUACUACAGCCGUGCUGGGACCAGUACUUGGGUUUGAGCUGUAUACAGCCAUUGUUGUCAUUGUCAUUCUGUGUGUGUGUUUGCGUGCAUGCCACACUCUAACAUGUAAACCCUAGAGUCAAAUAAAUUUUAAUUGUGAUUGUUAGAACAUCCUUACCCUCAACUCUCUAUUUCUUAAAGUAAUGACCAUCCCUUAUGAAAAACCAACACCACAGAAGAUCCAUAAAAAUUACUUUAGGCAAGAUAAAAUGCACCUGGUAGUCUUAUGCCUCAUAUUUAUGCAAUGAAAUGAUGUAAAGGAAAAAAUGGUGUAACCAUAUCACUGUGUCAUUAGAUUAUAAUCAGAAUGAAGCAAAAAAUAACAGCACCAACCUGCCCCUGUUAGUAUGGUUCUUAUUUAUUUAAAAUGAAUUUCUAAUUCUUGAACUUUCUGUUCUCAAAAACUCAAAGGUGUGUGUGUGUACAUAUAUUUGUGUAGGUAUACACACACAUAUAUGUAUGCAUAUCUAUAUAUAAGAAAAAAUAUAAAACAGAUUUAAACCAUCAGGAGAGGAACCUAGCUUGCCUUUUCUUGGUGUGCCUUUUAAGCAAAGUGUCACUAUCCAGACACUCUUGCUUGCAUCAUUAGCAGCUUGCUUUUCCCUUACUCUCUUAAAUUUUUCCCACCAAAAAUAAGACCUUGAUUUUGAAUAAUGUGGCUUUACAGUGUAAUAGACAAUGUAAUAAAAAGAUCACAAUUUUCAUAUUUUGUGUAUUCUGAAAACUUUAGUAAUGCAGUGUACUAAAUUCAAAUUGCCUGUCCAGAGGGACUCCAGUAAAAGGCCUUUUUAGACUAGAGCUGUUGCAGACUGACAUCUGAAAGGUAUCAGAAGAUAAAGGACAUCCUUUCUUCACUCCUGAUCUGUCUGUUUAGAAAAAACGCAAAUAAAUUUGUGCACAUGCAUACACACAGGUAUGAUUAUACAUGCAAGAGAAAAAUCUGAAAGCCAUGGAAUAAAAUAAAAAUGUAAAGAAGCUACUUAAAAUGGGUGGGAAAUAGCUUCUGAAAUGCUGUAAACUGGGUAGAUAUAGGAUGUCUGUGACCAAAGAAUACUUGCACCAAUUAAUAUGAAAUUAGUAAUGUUGCCCUUCUGAUAUGGUGCACGCUGCAGUCAGUGUAAGAGCUGUCUUUGGCUUCAGAAGCCAGUGUAUUGGGCUCUAAAUUAUGUGCAAGCGUGACAUAUAGAAAUAGGUUUUAUAUUGAGAGAUGGAUACAACUCAAUUUUUCUGUCUUCUGUUUAUAUAAAUGAAUCAAAUCAUCCAUGUUGAUGACUACACAUCUCUACUGGAGGAUGAGCAUCUCUGUAAAGGAAAGCUGAUAGUACAAUAAAUAAGACAUUUUAAAAGCAAGCCUUGCAGGAAAUCUGAUAGAACUACUGACAAGUUAACCUUCAGUAAGAUUUUAACAAAGCAAUUUCUUGUUUGCUUCUGACUUUGUAUGUUUAGGUUUAGUAAGUAAAAAAAAUUUUGAAAAGUCAUUACUUAUUACUAAACAUUUUUAAUAAAAGCUAAUUUUUCAUGUAUAAUUGUCGUCUUGUUCAUUCUAACUGAAGCUAAAUUAUGUUAAUAGUAACCAUUAAUGUUCAUUUCCAUAGUCAUCUCUCAUGGUUUUAUUUUCUUUCUAUAAUACUGUGAGCCCAGCUGUGAGUGCAGAAAACCACAUCUCUCAAAGUCAGCUCUGGAAAGGAUUUUCCCAGCUCAAGACAUUGCUGCAAGCUCUAGAAGUCUGAGGAUCUCAACAGAAGAGUAUCAGGCCAGUCUAAGGACAGAAAUCCUCAGUACUUUGUGCAAGCCCCUCUCUCUGCAGUCUAAGGUUGCUAAAGGCCUAAUCCCGAGAGAGCUGAGCACCACCCCAAUACAUUGGAAGUCUUCAUAGACAUCGUUUACUUGGAGGUGCUAGUGGACAUUAGCAGCUUUAGGUGUUCCUUUGAUUUUCUAGUGUAAUGAGAAGAACAAUAGGUAAUGGAUAGGCUUAACUAGAAACAGUGAAUACAUUUAGUGUCUCAGAUUUGAUUCCAUAGCCCAUUUCUUUUCUGAUUUUUAAAAAAUUAUUCUCUUAAGAAUUUGCCCACAAAGAGACUUUAGUAAAAGGGACUCAUGAACAAAACUCCUUAGUGAACCACAGUAUGUUUGAAGUGACAAGAUUCUACUGCUUGUCUGAAUUAAUCUGACAAUUAUUGGAUGUUAUAAUUAUUUACUCUUUAUUUACAGUAAAUAAUAGCUUGCCUGUAUUUGCCUAGGUAUAUUCAGGUGAGAGUGCACAGUGGCUCAGGCUGCUUCUCUGUCCAGUGUGUUGAACUUCCAAAUACAAAUACGGCUCAUGAUGAGUGAGUCUGUGCACAAGUACAUGAGAUAGCCUUAGUCACCGUUAAUAGGCACUGGUGCUUCCAAGCAGAAUGUAUACUGUACAACUUCUGUAAAGCACUUUGUGUGCACACUGUUUUAUCAAUGUGAUACGAUGAGGGUUACAUUUUCUUUUCAAGUGUAUACGUGGCUAUAAAACUAAUUAAAAAGACCUUAUGAUGUGA
This is a messenger RNA of Harpia harpyja (harpy eagle), 6017 nucleotides long. RefSeq names its product serine/threonine kinase 3 (gene STK3). Bases 334 to 1806 code for a protein of 490 amino acids. The record is from RefSeq and is a predicted model, not a curated record. Gene Ontology annotation, cellular component: cytoplasm. The transcript has 11 exons. Gene Ontology annotation, biological process: regulation of MAPK cascade; protein phosphorylation; protein tetramerization. Gene Ontology annotation, molecular function: ATP binding; protein serine/threonine kinase activity. NCBI's taxonomy places the organism in Eukaryota, Metazoa, Chordata, Aves, Accipitriformes, Accipitridae.